Messenger RNA from Vespa velutina, 1108 nucleotides. RefSeq names its product peptidyl-prolyl cis-trans isomerase, rhodopsin-specific isozyme-like. The transcript has 5 exons. Gene Ontology annotation, molecular function: peptidyl-prolyl cis-trans isomerase activity. NCBI's taxonomy places the organism in Eukaryota, Metazoa, Arthropoda, Insecta, Hymenoptera, Vespidae. The record is from RefSeq and is a predicted model, not a curated record. Gene Ontology annotation, cellular component: intracellular membrane-bounded organelle. Bases 347 to 952 code for a protein of 201 amino acids. Gene Ontology annotation, biological process: protein peptidyl-prolyl isomerization; protein folding.
AUAUCCCUAUGGAAUUAAACGGUUAGAAAAAAUGAGAUUAAAAAAGUCGAAUGAAAGACCAGAGAUAUCGUGAUCCCGCGUUCGUACAUAACAGAUAUAAGGUUUCCCUCGUUCCCUUAUGCGUACGCGCAUGCGCUCUUGCAGAGCUUACGUUUGAAAUUUUAUAUCUUUCGUUGUGCGUCGUCGAACUAUUCAAAAUGUAAGGUGGUGGUAUUCGCUUUGUGCACAUAGAAAUCUAUCCGCGAGAGAAGAGCCUGCGAAAGAUCAAAGCGACAAAGUUUUGUAAAACUUAUUUUUUCUAUGAGCUGCUACUUUUACGGUCACCGAUAAGGUAUAUUUCGACGUGAUGAUAGACGAUCAUCCCGCCGGAAGAAUCGUUUUAGGCUUGUUCGGAGAUAUCGCUCCAAAAACAGUGAAGAACUUCGUUACGAUAGCUACGACCGGUAUAGAUGGGAGAACUUACGCGGGCACGCCAUUUCAUCGUAUUAUUAAGAAAUUUAUGAUUCAAGGCGGUGAUAUCGAGAAUGGCGAUGGUACUGGAUCUAUCAGUAUUUAUGGGAAAUAUUUCGACGACGAGAACUUUGAUUUACAACAUACCGGACCAUUUUUCCUUAGUAUGGCAAACGCUGGUGAAAAUGCCAAUGGUUGUCAAUUUUUCAUCACGACCGUUGCCACGCCUUGGUUAGACGGAAAGCAUACCGUUUUUGGGAAGGUGAUCGAAGGGCAGAGCGUAAUUUUCAAAAUCGAACUGACACAGACGGACGUCUAUGAUAAACCGGUCAAGCCGAUAGUUAUAUCCGAAUGUGGAGUAAUUCCGGUGACGUCGCCGUUCUCCGUUUCCGACGAUCCCUACAAUAUCUGGGAAUGGAUCAAAGCGACCUGCGUACCAUUGACUUUCAGUUUCACGGUUCUUGCUUUCUUUCACUGGAUGAUGAAGCAACUUGACGUUUAAAAAUAAUCUAGAAAGUGACUUUAUGUACUGAAAGAGAAAGGGAAUAUCACGAUGGAAGCCGUUCAGAUCGUAUAGGAUAUAAUAUACGUAUAUGCCGUAAGGGAGAACAAUUGAUAUUACUUAUAUGGAAUCUCAAUAAAUAUUUGUUAAAAUGAA